AUGAGUCUCUCCUACCCUGACCCUAUUCAAUUCAGACCCCGGCGCUGGGGCGAUCCACAGAUUCCCAGUCCUCUCACACAAAAGGGCCAAUUCAGCGCUCGAGAUGAAGUGAAAAACCUUCAAGGGGCUGGCGCCUGCGCCUUGUGGGAAUCUUCAGAAUCCCACCCCGUCGUGGGGUGCCGGGAGAGCCCCCAAGUUUACUGUCAUCAUAUUCAGAUACGAUUGGUGGAUGGUGGAAGUCGCUGUGCUGGAAGGGUGGAGUUGCUUUCCAAUGGAACCUGGGGAACUGUGUGUGAUGACUCCUGGGAUUUAGCAGAUGCCCAAGUUGUCUGUCGACAGCUGAAAUGUGGACAGGCUCUAAAUGCAACGAUUUCCAGUUGGUUUGAUCCAGGAGUGGGACCUAUCUGGUUAGACAAUGUGAAGUGUCGAGUGAAUGAUUCUGUUUUGUGGCAAUGUCCAGCAGGAUCUUGGGGUGAGACUGACUGCAACCAUAAAGAAGAUGCUGGAGUUAUCUGCUCAGAGCACAGGGCUAUGAGGCUGCAGGAUGGAGCGAACCACUGUCAGGGCAGAGUCGAGGUUUUGUAUAAUGGAACCUGGGGGACUGUUUGUGCUGAUUCAUUUGGAAUAAAAGAAGCGGAAGUUAUAUGUAAACAGCUCGGGUGUGGAUCUGCCCAAUCUGUGGAAGGUGCUCUUACAUUUGGAAGCGGUUCUGGACAGAUCUGGCUCGAUGAUGUGAGCUGUCGUUUGCACGAUACACUCCUGUGGCAAUGUCCAUCUUCACCAUGGGGCAAACAUGAUUGCAACCACCAGGAGGAUGUCGGAAUCAUUUGUUCAGGUAAGAACUGCAAACGGAAGUUGCGGCUGGCUGCGGGAUCGAACAACUGCUCGGGAAGAGUUGAAAUAUUUUUCAGUGGGACAUGGGGAACGGUUUGUGAUGAUUCCUGGGACAUGCAUGAUGCCGCUGUCGUCUGCAGACAAUUAAAUUGCGGCGAGCCGGUCUGGGCUGUGGGAAAGACACUAUUGGACCAAGCAAACGGCAUAAUUUGGAUGGACGAGGUUCAGUGCAAGGGGAGUGAACUCUACCUAUGGGACUGCCAAUUGUCAGCAAUGGGGGAUCAUGACUGUGAACAUAAAGAGGACGUCAACGUGAUAUGUUCCGGCCAUCAGAAGCACACAACACCCUUCAACCAGCAGAGGGCCUUUAUCUUCAUCAUCCCUUGCGUAUUUGUUGUCCUUUUGAUUGCUGUUUCACUUGCUUUGGCCGCAGAAUUGCAGAGAAGCUUCGAAAAAGCCAACAGGAACAGACAACAUUACAGCACUGGACUUCCUGAUCAUGUUUAUGAAGAGAUUGAAGUUCAGGACCUUGGAACAGGGACAAAUUCGCUUACUCUUUUUGGUAAUGAAUUUGAAAGACAAUUUGAUGAUAUUCAGUAA
Molecule: messenger RNA, 1434 nt
Organism: Hemiscyllium ocellatum (epaulette shark)
Lineage: Eukaryota; Metazoa; Chordata; Chondrichthyes; Orectolobiformes; Hemiscylliidae
Product: antigen WC1.1-like
Exons: 7
Coding region: 1-1434 (477 amino acids)
Cellular component (GO): membrane
Source: RefSeq, a predicted model, not a curated record